CGGAACUUGUGGGUGGCACUGCUGGGCACCAAUCAUCAGGGCACUGAUCAUCAGUGCCCUGAUGAUCGGUGCCCAUCCUCGCUCUGACAACUGCCGGUUCUCGGCAGUACUUUCCUUGCGAUCUGACAGCCAGGGAUCAGUGCCCUGAUGAUCGGUGCCCAGCAGUGCCACCCAACUCUGCCCAUCAGUGCCACCCACCUGUGUCACCCACCUGCGCCCAUCAGUGCCAGCCACCUCUGCCCAUCAGUGCCACCCACCUGUGCCCAUCAGUGCUGCCAGUCAGUGCCCAGCAGUUGCACCAGCCAAUGCCCUGCAGUGCAGCCAGCCCUGCCCUGCAGU
This is a messenger RNA of Staurois parvus, 339 nucleotides long. Lineage: Eukaryota; Metazoa; Chordata; Amphibia; Anura; Ranidae. The record is from the annotation of a GenBank genome assembly.